This is a messenger RNA of Nomascus leucogenys (northern white-cheeked gibbon), 396 nucleotides long. It is a transcript of the gene NCBP2L, whose product is annotated as nuclear cap binding protein subunit 2 like. The record is from RefSeq and is a predicted model, not a curated record. Gene Ontology annotation, cellular component: nuclear cap binding complex. Gene Ontology annotation, molecular function: RNA cap binding. Gene Ontology annotation, biological process: mRNA cis splicing, via spliceosome. Lineage: Eukaryota; Metazoa; Chordata; Mammalia; Primates; Hylobatidae.
AUGUCCAAAGACCUGAAAAUUCUGUGUAAAGACCCUGCUUUGGAGCUGAGCUGCUACCGGGAUCAUCAGUUCAGUGGCAGUAAAUUUCAGCAAGAAAAAUUACUGAAGGAAAGCUCCACACUGAAUAUGGGGAAUCUUUCCUUUUAUACAACCGAAGAGAAAAUACAUGAGCUCUUUAGUAGAUCUGAUAUCAGGAAUAUCUUUAUGGGCCUGGAUAAAAUAAAGAAAACAGCAUGUGGUUUUUGCUUUGUGGAAUGCCAUAACAGAGCUGAUGCUGAAAAUGCCAUGCAGUUUCUAACUGGGACCUGCCUAGAUGAAUGGAUUAUCCACACUGAUUGGGAUGUAGGUUUUAGAGAGGGUCAACAGUAUGUCGUGGUAAAUCUGGGCGUCAGGUAA